This is a messenger RNA of Asterias rubens (European starfish), 2379 nucleotides long. Its product is annotated as cell division cycle protein 23 homolog. Bases 6 to 1775 code for a protein of 589 amino acids. The transcript has 14 exons. Gene Ontology annotation, molecular function: protein binding. Gene Ontology annotation, biological process: cell division. Lineage: Eukaryota; Metazoa; Echinodermata; Asteroidea; Forcipulatida; Asteriidae. The record is from RefSeq and is a predicted model, not a curated record. Gene Ontology annotation, cellular component: anaphase-promoting complex.
UAAAAAUGGCGGCUAUUUUGACAUCGCAAAGUAAAUCGAGUCUCGAGAUAGAUUUGCCGAAUGUCAAACGUGAUUUGUUAAACAGCAUUACAGAAUGUUCGCAGCGGGGCCUUACACAAAGUGUGAAAUGGUGUGCAGAGUUGUCAUAUGCACUGAAGUCCAUCAAACCAUCUCCAACGACUUCACAAAAUCAACCACAAGAGGACUUUCUUGCAGAGUUUGACCAGUACACAUUGGCAAAGUCAUACUUUGACCUCAAGGAAUACGACAGAGCAGCUUACUUUGUUGACAAAUGUCACAGCCAAAAGGCCUUCUUUCUUCAUGUCUACGCUCGAUACUUGGGAGGUGAGAAGAAGAAAUAUGAUGAAGUUGCCGAUCUGACCGGUCCGAUCCAGUACAAGACGAUGAAGAAUGAGACACUCAAAGCACUUAGGAUUGACCUGAGUAAGAAAUACUCAGAAGGCUCGUUGGAUGGCUUCUGUCUUUACCUAUACGGAGUGGUUUUAAAGAAGUUGGAGUUGAUGAAAGAAGCAGAGAGUGUCUUGGUAGAAGCAAUCCGAGUGGAACCAUACCACUGGGGAUCUUGGGUUGAGCUGACGAGUCUAGUGACUGAUAAAGACAAGCUAAACUCUCUGACAUUACCAGAUCUCUGGAUUAAAGAGUUCUUCAUUGCUAAGACAUAUCUAGAGCUUCAACUCAACGAUGAAGCACUCAAGAAAUACACAGCCCUAAGUGAUGCAGGCUUUAAAGACAGCACUUACGUUAUCUCACAGAUUGCUCUUGCCCACCACUAUGUCAGAGACAUGAAUCGAGCUGUGGAACUUUUUGGUCAGUUACAGAAAGUGGACCCUUUCCGUCUUGAGAACAUGGACAUCUACUCCGAUCUAUUGUAUGUGAAGGAAAUGAAGGCCGAGCUGAGUUUCUUAGCCCAUCAUGUUUGUGAAGUAGACAAGUACAGAGUUGAAACCUGUUGUGUUAUUGGUAACUAUUACUCCUUAAGAUCCCAACAUGAGAGAGCUGUCUUGUAUUUCCAGCGAGCGUUGAAGCUCAACCCACAUUAUCUAUCAGCAUGGACUCUUAUGGGUCAUGAAUACAUGGAGAUGAAGAACACACCCGCUGCUAUCGAGGCAUACAGACAAGCUAUCGAAUUAAACAAGAGGGACUUCCGAGCAUGGUACUGUCUAGGACAGACUUAUGAGAUUCUACGCAUGCCACUGUACAGUUUGUAUUACUACAGACAGGCACAACAAGUCAGACCCAAUGAUUCACGAAUGUUAGUAGCUCUUGGCGAAAGCUAUGAGAAACUCGAGAAGAUUCCAGAAGCUAAGAAGUGUUACUGGCGAGCGUAUUCCGUCGGAGACAUUGAAGGGACGGCUCUGAUUAAAUUAGCAAAACUCCAUGAAAGUCAAGGAGAAGGGGAAAGAGCAGCGACAUUUUAUACUAAAUAUGUGGAGCAGGCAGAGGCCAUGGGGACCGGCAUGGUUGAAGAGCAAUGUGAUGCUUAUCGAUUCUUAGCCAACUAUCAUCUCAAGAAGCGGAAUUUUGAAGAAGCAAGCAACUAUGCUCAUAAAUGCUGUGAAUAUAAUGAGACGAGAGAAGAAGGCAAGUCGAUUCAGACGGAGAUUUCCCAGCUUCGUGCUAAUGAGGAGGACUCUACAAAUAACAUCAAUAGAGGGGGUGAUAUUGGAUCAAUUACAAGACCAUCUCAAAACAUCAGCGAUCAUCCUGAGAUAUCGGGACAAUUGUCUCCUAUGAAUCUGGCUUUUACUCCAUAAUCCGCUCUUGAUAAUUUAAAACCCAUGUACAGUUGAAUGGCGCUUUCAGUUGUGUUUUGAUCACUUCCUUGUAUACGCGAUUUGUACUGCACAGUUUUAAUCGCAUUCUGUCACUUUUGUUGCGCAGUAGUGUUAAGUUGCUGUAGCGGUGGAUUAUAACGACUCAAUUAAAGGUCUUAUUGUCCGUGAUGGAUUAAGAUGUCUCUGUAGUGGUAAUGUGCUUUCAGUCCUUAUGUAGGGUGUCGUGGCCGAGCGGUUAAGAGCACCGAAUUCAAGCUCUGCUGAUUCUGCCCAGUGACCAGGGGUAAUAAUUUGAAGCGCUUUAAGACAUCCGUUCGGGAGUGAAACAGCGCUAUAUAAACUCAAAAUGUUAUUAUAUUAUUAUAAUUAACAACUGUUUUGGGUACGAAUAAAUAUACCCUCGGAAGUGAUGUUAGAGAGCACCACCACGCGGUCAAAAAUCCCAGUCUUUGCCUGAACAAAUCACCAGUGGGCUGUGGUGUGUUGUGUCUGAGUGGUCUAGGUCAACAGACCCAAGCUCUGAUGUUUCAGCAGCAGCAGAGUGUGGGUUUGAAUCCUGGUCAUGACACUUGUGCCCCUGAGC